Molecule: messenger RNA, 1389 nt
Organism: Eruca vesicaria subsp. sativa (arugula)
Lineage: Eukaryota; Viridiplantae; Streptophyta; Magnoliopsida; Brassicales; Brassicaceae
Source: the annotation of a GenBank genome assembly
CACGGACCUACGUUGUUAUCUGUACCAAGAGAGAGAGACUUGAGAAACAAAGCUGAAGCAACACACAAGGAGGAAGGUAGAAGACGAUAACCGCAGCAGAAAAGAAUGUCUAGCAGUUAUCAUGAUCCACGUGGUUUCUCUCCCGAGAGACUGUUGGAAGAUCUUCAAAUACAGUCUGUUGAAAACCAAAGGCUUUUCAAUGAUAAUCACAGACUAGCUGAACACAGAGUGCUUCUAGAGCGAGAAUUCGGUGCAGCUAAGGAAGAACUUCACCGAAUGAAUCUCGCUGUUUCUGAACUUCGUGCUGAAUAUGAUCUUCAGUCGAGGGAGUUCAGUGAGAGAAUGCAGGACGAUACUCGUGCUAUGGAGUCUUAUAGGGAAGAGAUUCGCCGGAUGAACCUCAUCAUUUCUGAUCUUCGUGCUGAACAAGAUCUGCAAUCGAGGGAGUUCUGUGAGAAAAGGGAGGAGGAUGCUCGUGCUAUGGAGUCUUAUAAAGAAGACGCUGUACAGUUGCGUGGUGAAGUUCAGAAACUAAAUGAUAUAAAACGUGAACUUAGUGAAGAUGUUGAGAUACUUAGGAAAGAUUUGGUGAAAUUGCAAUCGGAUAACAAGCAGAUUCCAGGUUUGAGAGCUGAGCUACUAGACCUGCGGAAAGAGCUUAUGCACGCUAGAGGUGCUAUUGACUAUGAGAAGAAGGAAAAGUUUGAGCUUUUGGAGCAGCGGCAGGCUAUGGAAAAUAACAUGGUUUCUAUGGCGCGUGAUGUUGAAAAGCUACGAGCAGAACUUGCUGCUGUUGAUAGUAGGCCGUGGGGCUAUGGUGGAUCAUAUGGGAUGAAUUUCAACAAUGUGGAUGGCAGUUUCCGUGGUUCUUAUGGAGAGCAAAAUGGUUUUCUGCAAUACAUAAACGUUGUUUACAUAACUCUCUCUCUCUCUCCAACCAAUCUGAGAGACGCAUCUCGAGUACAUCUCACACGUCAAGCACCGCAUCAAAUCAGGUCUCGCCACGCGCCGCCCAUGGAAAACGAUGUUCGAUACCGAGUCCAUGACUCUCCCCCACGGUUUCUUCGACGCGAUCUCGAGAAUCAAGACGAAUCUCGUCUACUUCAGAGCCAAUUACGUCAUCGCCGUCCUCGUCAUCCUCUUCCUAAGCCUUCUCUACCACCCGACCUCCCUCCUCGUCUUGGCAAUCCUGGUCGUCUUCUGGAUCUUCCUCUAUUUCCUCCGCGACGAGCCUCUCGUUGUCUUCGGUCACCAGGUGGACGAUCGGACGGUCAUGAUCUGUUUAUCGGUUUUGACUAUUGGUAUGCUUUUGUUCACGCACGCGACGGGGAAUAUUCUCGGAUCGCUGUUGACUGCUGUUGUGUUGGUUCUGAUCCACGCGGCGAUUAG